Molecule: messenger RNA, 2628 nt
Organism: Lolium perenne
Lineage: Eukaryota; Viridiplantae; Streptophyta; Magnoliopsida; Poales; Poaceae
Source: RefSeq, a predicted model, not a curated record
AUGGACGGCUCUAUGGCUUCUGGGAUUGGCAAUGAGAAAGCAACUACAGAUGUUGAUGACUCUACAUGGGAUGCUUUUGAUAUUUCAUCUUCAGAAGAUGAAUAUGAAAUACCUUCGUCUGAUGAUGAUGAUAGCAUUUUUGGUGAUCCUGUAUCUGAGUCUGAUAAUAUGGACAUCGAUGAUGAAGACAGCAUAAGAGAGACAGAUGAUGAACCCACUUCUGAAAAUACGAGUGAUGUUGUUGUAAUCGAAACAAGUGAGCUUACCUACUAUGGGGAUUCUGAUUUGGAAGACUUUGCUUAUGAAGAGGAUAUUCCUGAGCAGUUCGAAAUCAUUAGAAGGGGGGUUUCACAGCUGUCAAAAUCUGAAUGCAAAAGCGAAGUGACAGGAAGUUCCCAGUUGGACCAUACUAAGCAGGAAGAUAAUAAGGAUCCAUAUGAUAUUGAUGCGGAAAUGAGCAGACAGCGAAAGUAUGAGGCUGUAAGGGCCAUGAUCUUUGUUUCCGAAGAGGCUGCCUAUUAUUUCUACAACAAGUAUGCCAAAGAACAUGGUUUUAGCAUUCGACGCGAGAAGAAAAAGGAACGCCUUGAUGAAUUAGGGACACCCACCAUUCGGUAUAGGCGGUUUCUUUGCUCCAGGGCUGGGCAACGUGAAAGCAAGUACUUAGAAAUGAAAGACAGAAUGUAUAGGCACCGUCCUGAGUCUCGCUGCAACUGUGGUGCCCAUUUCAGUGUGUCGUAUAACAGGAAAAAGGGUGUUUGGACUGUUCUGAGAUUUGACGACAAUCACAACCAUAAGCCUGCUACAGCUGAUCAAAUCGCUUUUAUGAGGUCUCAUAGAAAGAUCAAGGCUCAUCAGAAAUCUAGGAUCAUGUCACUGGGAGCUGCUGGGAUGAGAUUAUUCAACAUUAUGAGGACAUUUAUCAGUGACAAUGGAAAAUACAGCAUGGUAGGAUUUGUAAGAAAGGAUCUUUACAACAUGUCUUGCCGUGAAAAGAGGAAGAUGCUUGCAAAGGGUGACGCCAACACAACCAUUGGCAUUAUGGAGAAGAGGAAGCGAGAUGAUCCUGAAUUCUAUUUUGAUUACAAGCUUGGUAAAGGUGGAAAAUUGUUACACCUGUUCUGGUGUGAUUCUCAGUCUCGGCAGGACUAUGCCGACUUCGGUGACGUGCUGGUGUUUGACAGCACGUACAAAACAAAUCGGUAUGCUAUGCCGUUCAUACCUUUUGUGGGAAUAAACAAUCACCGCCAGACUACUGUUUUUGCAUGCACCAUUGUCUCGGACGAAAAGGAAGUAACAUACAAGUGGUUGUUAGAAACAUUCCUGAAAGCCAUGUAUCAGCAGAAGCCUAAAGGGAUCAUCACUGAUGGGGAUGCUGCAAUGAUCGCCGCUGUUGGUAAAGUCUUUCCAGGCGUGUGGUACCGUGUUUGUACGUGGCAUAUUGAGAAGAACAUGAAGAAGCACAUUGACUCCCUGGCUCACAAUGAAUUCCGGUCGCUGCUGUACUACACCACUUCAGAACAAGUAUUCGAGGAGAGAUGGAGGGCAUUCGUCGAGAAGCACCAGACGGAAUUAACCAAAGAAUGGAUGAAGAGGAUGUAUAGGAGGAAGAAGUUGUGGUCAGCCGCGUAUCUAGCGAAUGGAUAUUUCCUCGGAAUGAAAAGCAACCAGAGGAGCGAGAGUUUGAACUCCACCCUACACACCCACCUUGACUUUGGACUGACAAUGGUGGAUAUGGUUGUGCACUACGAGAAUAACAGUAGCCGUGUCCGGGAGGAAGAGGCCCGCCAGGACACCAUAGACUCUCAGACAGUACCGGUUGCAGUUACCAGGUACAAGGAUAUAGAAAUGUCUGCUGCCCGUAAAUUCACUGCUACAAACUUCUACCUCGUUCAAGGGGAGCUGAAAAAGAUUGGGGGCCUAGAGAUUGUAGAUCAACUUGGAUGUGCUGGUGGGUUAACAACCUUCGUUGUGUCAUGGAUGAAUAACCGUAAGUAUUUGUUUUCAGUGGAGUACAGACCUGAAAGCAAAGAGGAAACAAUAACGUGCAACUGCCGAAGGAUGUAUCGGAAAGGGCUACCUUGCAAGCACAUCUUGUUUGUUUUGCAUUUUGUGGGGUGCUCUGAAAUUCCGAACUGUUGUGUUCUCCGAAGGUUCUCGAAGGAUGCAAGGUAUGGUUUGCCCUCGAGACGCGAGAGUGAUUUGUACGGAUGGGGAUGGGAAGGGGUAGCUGAGCGGAGAAAGCAUAGCGAGCUUACCCAAAUUGGAGCAGAAGCUUUUGAUGCAGCAUUGCAUGACCCAGAAUCUUACAGCGAGCUUAUGAAAUGUAUGAAAGGCAUAAUACACAUGAGAAAAGGUGACCAGAACAGUCGUUCAACGGCUUACCAUGAGGACGCACAAAACAGAGGAGAUGCACCAGUAGUGGGUGAUCCUGAUAAAGCUGAGACCAAAGGAGCACCUAAACAAAACAAGAAGUACUAUAAGGACAAGGAUACGAAUCAACAGACGUCAAAACAUGGCAGGAUACUAUCACACGAUGAGCGGAAGAAGGAGAGGUUGUGCACUGCUUGCAAUCAACCAGGUCAUAACAGAAACAACAAGAUGAAGUGCAGGCUACAUAAGGAGUGA